UUUUGGAAAAAAUACAUCUAAUGUUUAAAUAUGUCUAUUCAAGAUCGUACAAAAGAAUUUCAUGCUUGUGCAUUAACAUUAAAAAGAAAUUCAAAAGAAACAAAAAGAUUUCAUUCCCAGAAUAAAGAAAGUAUACACAUAAAUGAAUCAAAAAAGUAUAUCAAAAACGAUUUUGGAAAUAUAGCAAGCAAAAUAGCUAAAGAUAUCAAUAAAACUGGAGAAAAAUUACAAAGGCUAGCACAACUGGCUAGAAAAAAAACAUUAUUUGAUGAUAAACCUAGUGAAAUUUCAGAAUUAAUAUAUAUUAUAAAACAAAAUAUUGAAGAUCUAAACUCUGAAAUUUCAAAUCUUCACGAAUAUCUUAAUAAACAAAAAUCAAGAAAUAAUAAAAACAAAAGCAAAGAACAUCAACAUUCAGAAAAUGUAAUUACUCUCUUGAAGAACAAGUUAGCGAAUACGAGUAUAACAUUUAAAAAUAUAUUAGAAAUAAGAACAAAGAAUAUGAAAGCAAAUAAAAAAAGAAGUGAACAAUUCAUGGCAACUACAACACAUUCGGGAACUAUAGAAAAAAAAUAUCAAUUUCCUCUUUAUAUAGAGUAUGAUUCUAAAGACAAAAAUACGAAAUUCAUGAAACCUGAAACAGAUUAUCUUAUUUUAGACAUGAAUGAUGAAAAUUUUAACAGUAAAACACAUCAUGAUUCGUUUCAACAAAUACAACUGCUAGAAGAACAGAAAUCUUAUAUAGAUUCUCGUUCAUCAGCAAUUCAAAGUAUAGAAUCAACAAUUCAUGAAUUGGGGUCUAUUUUUUCCCAACUCGCUCAAAUGGUAGCAGAACAACGAGAAACUGUUCAAAGGAUUAGUGUUAAUACAGACGACGUAAUCAACAAUGUAAGCUCAGCACAACAAGAGCUCUUAAAAUAUUAUCGAAAAAUUAGUAAUAACAGAUGGCUUAUGUUAAAAGUAUUCGGAAUAUUAACUAUUUUCUUUUUAUUUUUUGUUAUAAUCAGCUAAUCUAGAAUAAUAAAU
Pneumocystis jirovecii RU7 is the source of this 1026-nucleotide messenger RNA. Its product is annotated as t-SNARE syntaxin. NCBI's taxonomy places the organism in Eukaryota, Fungi, Ascomycota, Pneumocystomycetes, Pneumocystales, Pneumocystaceae. The record is from RefSeq and is a predicted model, not a curated record. The coding region runs from base 31 to 1011 and encodes 326 amino acids. The transcript is spliced from 4 exons. Gene Ontology annotation, molecular function: SNAP receptor activity; SNARE binding. Gene Ontology annotation, cellular component: SNARE complex; Golgi membrane; endomembrane system. Gene Ontology annotation, biological process: endoplasmic reticulum to Golgi vesicle-mediated transport; vesicle fusion; intracellular protein transport.